Messenger RNA from Glarea lozoyensis ATCC 20868, 1068 nucleotides. RefSeq names its product Calcium-dependent phosphotriesterase. The record is from RefSeq and is a predicted model, not a curated record. Bases 1 to 1068 code for a protein of 355 amino acids. The transcript has a single exon. NCBI's taxonomy places the organism in Eukaryota, Fungi, Ascomycota, Leotiomycetes, Helotiales, Helotiaceae.
AUGUAUCUUUUUAACUUGAUCGCCGCUGGUGUGUUUCCGUACUUUGGACGACCUACUACAGCGUUGACCUGGCACUACUUUCCCUCGCUAUACGCGGCUCGCAGCACUACAUCUCCUGAUUUUGCUCCCACAUUUCCUCCCACAGCUGACGGAGGAGCUGUCAGACAGCUGCUGGCCAACACGACGUUCAUUAAGAAUGUCCAUGUGCGUCCCACUGGCGGCUUACUGUUCUCAUCCGUCAGUACUAACAGCCUCUACGCUCUCGACCCUACAGCUGCUGUACCGGCCCCUAUUAUCGUGGCAAACAUGAGCUAUGCUACGGGGCUGACGGGUAUCGCAACGUUGAACGAUGGGAGGAGCAAAUCCCUCUUUGCCGUCAGUGGUGGCAUCCAUUUCUCGAUGGGUUUUGAAACUGGCAGCUGCGCUGUUUAUGUAGUCUCGGUUCCCCGCAACGGCAAUAUAGGGGAGGUCACCGACCGUAUCCCGGUCAACGGAACUCUCAAUGGCAUGGACUCUCUACCAAUCUUCCCCUGGAUCGUACUCACCGCAGACUCCGUGGGCGGCCAAAUCUUCCGAGUGAACACUCGAAGCCGGAAGGUUGAUGUGAUCGUCUCCGACCCGGCCAUGCUCGGCCCCGGUGGAUCAGCUCUUCCGAUCGAGUUGAACGGUCUCAAGGUCUUUAGUGAAUACGUUUACUUUACAAACUCGGCACAGGGAUUUUUUGGCCGUAUGCGAAUCGAUAUCUUUGGCAGUAAGGCUGGUGAGGUUGAAAUACUAGCAAAAUCCAGUAUCGAUGGGAUGUCAAAUAUCUUCGAUGAAUUUGCAAUCGAUGCCGCCGGAAAUGCCUAUAUUUCGAUGCAUCAAUAUGCGUUUAUGAAAAUUACCCCAAGUGGGAAGCAAACAUUAUUCUAUGGCAGCGUUGGGGAAUAUACGACUCUCUAUCAGCCUACGGCGGCAGCCGUCUCGAAGAAGAAUAAGCACAUCUUGUAUCUAGCGACUGGUGGGAUUACGAUUGAUGGGUUAAAACAUGGGGGACAGCUUUAUGAAGUUAGGAUAUCAAUUCCAUGA